Molecule: messenger RNA, 1128 nt
Organism: Metopolophium dirhodum (rose-grain aphid)
Lineage: Eukaryota; Metazoa; Arthropoda; Insecta; Hemiptera; Aphididae
Gene: Pop4
Product: ribonuclease P protein subunit p29
Exons: 6
Coding region: 365-1045 (226 amino acids)
Biological process (GO): rRNA processing; tRNA 5'-leader removal
Cellular component (GO): ribonuclease MRP complex; ribonuclease P complex
Molecular function (GO): ribonuclease P RNA binding
Source: RefSeq, a predicted model, not a curated record
CUUAUCACCGGCCACGUUCCACAAACGGCUACGCGUCGACUGCAGCAGCAGCUAAUAAAAUAUAACGUUUAUUACCUACUCGAACGGUUUCGCUCGCGGUCUCAUGAGCCCCCCAUCCUGUUCGGUGCACUAUUAUGUUCUUAUCAUGGACGGCACAAUCAGAGUGCAGUGACAACUACUUUUGCGAUGACAAGUGACAACAGCUUCGUCUCGGUGUCUUGAAUCGGCGGAUUUGUUUCUGCUGCAGCUUCUGUCACAUUUGAUUGUUUGAAGACGAAUUUGCCGACACAGGCAAAAAGGUACCCUAAAGUCGUCGGUGCGUGGCACUAGUGCAUAUUACAAUUGAAUUGAGCUGAUUUAAAACAUGUCUAACAUUUUAUACACUAAAUUGCCACAAACGGAAUUUGAGUCUUCUGGGGUCUCAAAAGUGGACAAUCUAUUAACUGUUAAUCAGUUAGCACGUCAAUUGUUGCCAUUGAAAGUGACUAAUAAAGAAAUAGAUUCCGGUCUUAAAAGGAUAUACUGGUUGGGUAAUUAUACGCACAAGAAAAAACCAAAAGCUGUAGAUAAAUGUAAACCAAAAAACCAAUUGAAACGAAUACUAGGAUUAAAUCAUCCACCAAAAAAUGUUUUGUCAUACACUGAUGCAAUGAAGUUGAAUGAGCUCUGGAUGUCAUACAUGAAAAAAAUUGUUAAUUUUGAUGAUCUCCGCAAAAGAGGAUGGGAUGGUACUCCAGGAUGUAAACAUUGGGAACAAUUCAUGACUUCGUUGUAUAAGUGUGAUUUUCACGGUGCUCACAUUAAAGUGGUCAGUUCCAAAUGUUGUUCAUAUAUUUCGGUGGCAGGUGUUAUAAUUCUUGAAACAAAAAAUACUUUCCAAAUCAUCGGAGUUGAUAAUAAAUUAAAGACUGUACCCAAAGACCAGUGUAUUUUCGAACUAGAAUUUGAAGGAUAUAUCAUUCAGCUUUAUGGUAAACAUUUUGUAGUCAGAUCAAAAGAUCGUUCUAAAAGGAAAAUAAAGGAUAAUCUUAUAUUAGAACUGUGAAAAUUAAGACUAAAAAAAACAGAACCUAUUGUUUAAUAAUGUAUUUUUAUGUAUAAAUUAAAAUUUGUUUUUUAUGCUAAUAA